This is a messenger RNA of Microthlaspi erraticum, 1575 nucleotides long. The record is from the annotation of a GenBank genome assembly. Lineage: Eukaryota; Viridiplantae; Streptophyta; Magnoliopsida; Brassicales; Brassicaceae.
AUGGCGAAGAUCAGAGCGGAUGCUCCGGUGAUGCCUCCGGAGACUCCCCCUCGGAGCAGUGAGGUGGGAGAGAUUGACACGCGUGCUCCCUUCCAAUCCGUUAGAGACGCCGUUAGUUUAUUCCGUCAAGUUAGCUUUUCAAAGCAACAACCACCGCGUCUCUCCUCCUCCUCCUCCUCUCAGGACGUAACGGAUGUGUUGGACAAGGAGACGCAGCUUCUGUUAGCAGAACAAGAAAUGGAUAGAGUCCAGCUUUGUCUCGAUGGCUCUGUCAAAGCGAGAGCACGAGCUCUCUCCGAUCUCGACUCUGCACAGCGAAAGGCUGCAGAUUUGAGGGCUAAACUAGAAACCACAAAACAUUCCAGGAAAUAUGCCAUGUUGACCAAGAACACCAUGAAUCAACGGUUAGAGCAGCUUCAGUCUGGAAACCAAGAAACAGAGAGCGCGAGAGAGAAUUACAUUCUAGUCACUGCGGAGCUGUUCAUGGCGAAGCAGUUGCUCGCGGAGAUCAAACAACAGUUCAACAUCUCCGUGGAAGAAAGGCUAGCCGAGCUUCAAAGGGCAGAGGAAGCGGAGUGUGCAUCCAUGGUCAACUCCCAAAAGAUCAAAGACAUGUCGCAGGAGAUAGCGGAGAUGCGUGAUGCUUUUGAGAAGUUGAAGUCCGAUGCCGCCAGGAAGAAAGAGCAAGAGGAGAAGAUAAAAGAGGAGAGCAUUGCCUCGCAAGAAACUUACGCUGCCAUGAAACGAGAAGCUGAGGAGAGGCUAGAGGAAUUGAGGCGAGAGUGUGACCCUGAACUGAGGAAAGAUAUAGAUGAGCUGGCUGAGAUAUCCGCAGAAAACGAGCGUUUGCAGGAAGAGAUUAAACUUGCUCGUGAACUCAAAGAGACCAAUAUUGCGAUGCAAGAGAUUUGUGACGAAGAGAGUUCAUACAAAAGCUUGGUGGGCUCACUGACAGUGGAACUGGAUGGAUUGCAGAGAGAGAACAGAGAUUUGAAGGGAAAGGAAAAGGAGAGAGAGGAAGUUGAAGAAGGAGAGUGGGGAGAAGCGAGCCGUAAGGUUGAUGAAAUCAUGCGUGAAGCAGAGGAAACAAGAAGAGAAGCAGAAGAGAUGAGGAUGAACGUGGAUGAGCUCAGGCGAGAAGCAGCAGCGACGCAUAUGGCGAUGGGGGAAGCAGUGAAGCAGCUGGAGAUAGUUAAAAGAGCGGUGGAGAAAGCGAAAACCGCCGAGAAGAGAGCGGUGGAAGACAUGAAAGUACUAACUGAGAAGAAAGAGAGUUUGACGCAUGAUGAGCCUGAUAAGAAGAUUAGAAUAUCGUUGAAAGAGUACGAGGAUCUGAGAGGGAAGCAUGAGGAGUCAGAGAGAAUGGUGCAAUACAAAGCGAAAACGGUUGCUGCUCAGCUGGAAGAGAUCAGCGAGAGCAGAGUAGAAGGAGAGAAAAUGUUGGAGGAAAAGAUGAAAGAGAUGGAAGAGGUGAAGAUGGCGAUUGAUGGUGCAUUGAGGAAAGCAGAGAUUGCAGAGGAAGCACACUCCAUCGUCGAUGCUGAACUUAGAAAAUGGAAACCACAAGAGUUGUAG